AUGAACGGAACAAGCCAAGGAGACUCGACACCAGAGGUUGUCGGGGUGGAGCAGACCCAUCAACAGUCGCCAGUUAUACCACAAAGGCGCAGGUUCAACCAAUACCGAUUGAAACAGAGAAAAGACGGUUCGAACCGGACACGGUGUGCCGACUGCGGCACGGAUGUGGACGCAUAUCACUUCAAGCGACACUGCGAGUCAAACCGCCACCAAGAAGCAAUAGCCAGUCGACGAGAACAAGGCAGAGAUGAUAUACCACCGGGAACAGAUACCAAUGUGCCCUUACCGAAUGCGUUAGACUGCUUCCUCUCGAAAUCAGGGGAUGCGACAUCGCCGUUGGCCGGUCUUGCGGCUGCAUACAAGGAGGAACUCGAUCGUGCAGGAGGUACAUCAAGGCUGGAAAUCAAUCGUGAUGCACCGCUGUGGCGCGGGUUGGGGUUGUACCCGCCAUUGUUGCUGCCGGUGGAUGGUUGUUGGCGGAUACGACCGGCCUCGCGGGAACAGUUCUUAGCGGAGCUGUUGCAUGACUUUGACCUCGACAGAACAGUGGUCUACAAGAGAGGGAGCAAUGACAGAACGUGUGCCAGCUCCAACUUCUGCCACGUAUUAACGCAACUCGAGAAGCCGGACGAAACUAACACAUACUACGCGAUCAAUAUGAAGGCAAGAUCGGUAGAGAUACAGCUGCCAGAACAGCUCCAAGCCAAGUACAAUAUCAGUACGCUCUCGGCUACGACGACAACGAACGUGACACCAAAGUUUGCAGCUGCCGACUUACACGUCGAUCACGGGAGACACGGAGUGACGGGAGUAGAAGGCGGCUGCGUGAAGCUAUGGGCGCUAUACCCGCCUACCGACCAGAACCUGACAGAGCUGGAGAAGCAAUACGAUUGUGCUUGUUUGUUUUUGGGGUUGCAGGGACAGCUUGAAGGGGGAGAAUUCUGUGUGCAGACGGAAAGGGAGGUUAUCUACCUGCCAUCCGGAUGCCUACACGCAACAAUCACGCUCGAAGGGGGACUCACGCCAGGGUUCGAGUUCACGUCGCCGGACUGCCUGCGAGCUACGGCCGCAAUGUGGGAUAUCACUACCAGAGGUGGCCAAUCCACGAAGGAAGACUCCGUGCCGCUUUUAGAAUGCAUAAUGGCGUGUUUAGAAGCCGGCACAGACACGGGGAGGGAUAGAAAGGAAAGAGCAGCGAGCAUGAAAAUAGAGGCAGAAAGCGUACUAUGUACACAAUACGCAAAACUGGCUCGGAAAAAACACAACAUACUCAACCGCAUCAAGAGGUUACUCGAUAGAACUAUAUGCCACCAUUACAGUGUGGCAUGGAAGGACCACAAGUAG
Messenger RNA from Anthostomella pinea, 1344 nucleotides. The record is from the annotation of a GenBank genome assembly. Lineage: Eukaryota; Fungi; Ascomycota; Sordariomycetes; Xylariales; Xylariaceae.